GUACAUACUGUACGUAUUUCUGUCGUGUUCUACGACUCCCGCCAGGCUGAUCGGCUGGCCCAACACCGGAGAUGGAUGUACACGCUGCUCUUCUCAGACACGCUCGCCUCGUGCGUGGCUCUGUCUGCUCCCAAUGCCUCCGCACCCUCCAACCACGGGUCCGCCACAGCUCCACCACCUCCCACCGCACCGCGUCGCCCGCAGAGAAACCCAGGAUGGCCCUGACGAAAGAACAGCGUGACUUUCUCGACAGCGCCCUCAGAGUCAACCAGGCUGGGGAGCUUGCGGCCACUCUGAUCUACACCGCCCAGUCGCCCCCCGUGGUCCGCUCACACCCACACCUUCGACCGCUUAUGAAGCACAUGUAUGACCAGGAGGCCGGUCACUUUGACACCUUCAACAAGCUGAUAGCGAAGCAUCGAGUUCGACCCACGGUCAUGUACCCCAUCUGGGAGGGCGUCUCGACGUUCUUGGGCUGGUCUACGGGGAUAAUGGGGCGAGAGGCCGCAAUGGCAUGCACGGAGGCCGUUGAGACCGAGAUCGGGACCCAUUAUAAUGAUCAGAUCCGGGUGAUUCUGGAAUGGUUUGCCGAUGCCGAGCAGAGAGGAGAAGAAAUCGAUGGUGAAUUGAAAGAACUGGUCUCUACGCUGAAGAGGAUCCGGGAUGAGGAAUUGGAGCAUCUGGAUCAUGCUGUCGAGAACGAUGCGAAAGAGGCUAACCCGUACGAUCCAUUGGUCAACGUCAUUCGUCUGGGCUGCAGGGCCGCAAUCAAGAUCAGCGAGAAGAUAUGAGUUCACACACGCAUGUGCUUUUUGAUGACCCAAGCUUGUAUUAAUAUUCUGUCUCUGUUUCCUGUCCCGCAUUGUAAAUGGAUAUACCGCAAUUUUUACUUAGCAAAAGCCUUAACUCUUGUUCUUGAAGUGUUCCGAAGGAUGUUUUAAAUGAAGUUCUUGUAGCUCUACUACCUUUUAUGCGAUGGGGUAUUAUCUUUUAAAAACAAGCAACAUCGCCUUGAAUCAAAGCCUUUUCUUUCUUUCUUUUU
Molecule: messenger RNA, 1042 nt
Organism: Coccidioides immitis RS
Lineage: Eukaryota; Fungi; Ascomycota; Eurotiomycetes; Onygenales; Onygenaceae
Product: ubiquinone biosynthesis protein Coq7
Exons: 1
Coding region: 72-791 (239 amino acids)
Biological process (GO): ubiquinone biosynthetic process
Cellular component (GO): mitochondrial inner membrane
Molecular function (GO): 3-demethoxyubiquinol 3-hydroxylase activity
Source: RefSeq, a predicted model, not a curated record